AUGCACCAUAACCAGCCUGAGCUAAUUAAGAGCUUCCUGACAGUAAACAUCAUGAUAGAGAUACCAGUCUUAACAUUCUUCCAUGAUACGCACACACUGGCACGGCCUAGCGCCCAUCGCCGCUCCCCGAGCGGCACCGCAGCGCUGCCAAGGGCAGCGGCCGGAGCAUCACUUCUGCUGCCGACAACAGCUGUGUUUCCUGCGCUCUCUGAUGUGCCUCGCUUGAGCCAAGCGCGGGCGCCCCGGGUCACACACCGGCCCUUCCCCUGCCCCGCUCACAGGUGGAGGCUCCGUCCCCGGCCGGGCCCCGGAGCGCCCGCAGGACACGGGGGGGCCCGGCGGGACCGGCCUGCCCUGCACAGCGCACACAGCCGGGCUCGGGGGUUAACACGGCCGUGUCCGACCCCGCCGCGGGAGCGGGGGACACUGACCAGGGACACGCGUGUGUCCGCCCGCACGGCCGACCCCGCCGGCGCUCCGGGCAAAGGCCGGGCCGGCAGCGCCCCGCCCGCCGCGCUGCCCAGGCCGGGGCCGAGCGGCUCCCGCAGCGCAGCACGGCGGGCCAGGAGCGCCUCGAUGGUCCCAGCCCGGCGGGCGGGUCCCCAGAGCGGGUCCCGCAGCCCCGCGGUCGCUGCGCGGCAGCCCCGGGCAGGAACGCUGCUCACCGCGGCACCGCCGCCUCCCUCCGCCCCAGCCGCGCUGCCCCCGCGCCCGCCUCCCCUCGCCGCCCCGGCAGAGCCCUACCGGGGUCCAGGGCGGGCCCGGCGCGGCCGCACGAAACCAAUGGCCGGGCGGCGGCGGGAGGGAACGAGCGAGGAGCCGGGAACGCCGCGGGGUCGCUGCCUGCGGAGGCGGAGCCUGCGAGGGCUUAUAGGGCCGGGCCGGGCGCUCCCCGCCAUGUGA
This is a messenger RNA of Empidonax traillii (willow flycatcher), 903 nucleotides long. RefSeq names its product translation initiation factor IF-2-like. Bases 1 to 903 code for a protein of 300 amino acids. The transcript is spliced from 2 exons. The record is from RefSeq and is a predicted model, not a curated record. NCBI's taxonomy places the organism in Eukaryota, Metazoa, Chordata, Aves, Passeriformes, Tyrannidae.